This is a messenger RNA of Mycena indigotica, 1746 nucleotides long. Its product is annotated as FAD-binding-3 domain-containing protein. Bases 1 to 1746 code for a protein of 581 amino acids. The record is from RefSeq and is a predicted model, not a curated record. Gene Ontology annotation, molecular function: FAD binding. Lineage: Eukaryota; Fungi; Basidiomycota; Agaricomycetes; Agaricales; Mycenaceae. The transcript has 6 exons.
AUGUCGACUGCAAACAAAUUUACUGUGCUCAUUGUGCGUUUUCACCGUCCCUUGAACCUUCUUGCUCGACGUUUGACGGUCUCCACUCUCCAGGCCGGUGCGGGCCCCGCUGGCCUCGUGCUUGCGCUUCUCUUACUGCGCAGUGGCAUUUCCGUGCGCAUUAUCGACAAGGAGCAGACCCACCGCGUUGGCAGCCGCGGGGCUGGCGUCCAGUCUCGCACGCUCGAACUCUACGCGCAGCUCGGGCUGUACGACAAGAUCAUUGCGUGCGGCGGCGACAUACCGAAUAUCGCACUGUACAAGCCAGGCAAGGAGAACACCACGCCGAUGAAGGAGUUCCGCUUGACCCCGCUGGUGGAUGCGACACCCUCCAUGCCCUAUCCCAACACGAUGAACAUCCCACAAGACGCGCACGAGGCCGUGCUCCGUGAGGCUCUUGCUGCACUGGGCUGCACUGUCGAGCUCGGCGUCGAGUUGGCCAGCUUCGAGCAGCAGCCCGACUUUGUCCGCGUGACGCUGAAGCGCGCAGGUGGUGACGACGAAACCGCAGAAGUGGCGUGGCUGGUCGGGGCGGACGGCGCUCACAGUGUCGUGCGCAAGGGCCUCGGACUGAGCUUCCUCGGUGAGACACACGAGGAGCAGGAGAUGUUCCUCGGUGACAUCGAGAUCGAAGGGGUUACACCCGGCUUGUGGCACAUGUGGGCCGACCCGCGACAGACGAUAGUCCUUCGCGGCACCACGCCCACCUCUAAUGUGUAUACCUUCGCGUGUCUGCCCGGCGCUUCCGGCCCGCUGUCUGGCCCAUUCACGCGCGAUGAGUUUGUCAAGAUCUUCUAUGACAUCACACAGCGCACCGAUAUCUCCUUCGGAUCCGCCUUGUGGCUUUCGCAUUACCGCGCCAACAUCCGCAUGGUCGACGAGAUGCGCGUUGGGCGAGUGUUUGUUGUGGGCGAUGCAGCGCACUGUCACAGCCCUGCUGGCGGCCAAGGCCUCAAUUCCAGCGUCCAAGACUCUGCAAAUCUCGCAUGGAAGCUCGCGCUGGUCAUCAAGAACCUUGCGCCGGACUCGCUGCUCGACACUUACGCCGAAGAGCGCCUCCGUGUCAUUGCGCAGAUGCUCAAGCUCACCACGUUGCUGCACAAUACCACACAUAAGAUGCGGCAGCAGCCUAAUUCGGACGCCGCGGAAAGCGCUACUGCGGGCGGCCGCCGUAAGCAUGCGGAGCUCUCGAUGCUGGGUGUCAACUAUUGCGGGAGCUCAAUCAUUGCGGAAAACGAUGAUGCGGACAAAGGCCUGGCCCCGGCGUAUACGGCGAGUCUGACGGACAUCGGCGCGCUGCCAGGCUACCGCGCACCGGAAGCGCCGGGACUGGCAGGCGAGGGCGAGAAGGAGACAAGCUUGUUUGCGGUGUUUGACCUGAGCAAGCAUACCAUCUUGCUGUUCGGUGACGCUCUUGUCAGCGCCGAUGCUCUUGGAGAGCUUCGCCUGCCGGCUGGGACGACCAAGGUGGUGCAUAUUCUUCCAACAGGCGUCGCGCUUGAGAAGGUCGGCCGCGCAGAUGUGGUGCUCCAGGACACACGGGGCCAUGCAUACGCCACCUAUGGCAUUGCAGAGGGCGAGACGGCACUGGUAGUUGUGCGUCCUGAUGGGGUCGUCGGCGCGGUGGAGGGUGGGAGCGUAAAGGAGGCGGUGGCGGGCGUGGGGAAAUAUUUCUCCAAGAUUCUUGGAUCGGAGAUGAGCUUGUAA